ACUCAGACAAUUGGACCCUCAUUAUGGCUGAUACCAUGCAGGAGAACCCGCAAACUCAGUACUAUGUCCUGGUUACGGGCGCAAACAGCGGCGUCGGCUUCGACAUCUGCAAACGCCUAAUCACCGAUUUUUUCAAAACCCGCCCAGCUACCCACCACCUAACCAUAAUCUUCACCACCCGAAGCACCAAAAAAGCCACCGACACCCUCCGCCGUCUCCAAGCCCACCUCCCCUCCACCUCGACCCCCAAAAUCACCCUCCACCCCGAAACAGUCGACCUCUCCAACCUCCUCUCCGUCCGCGCCCUCUCCCGCCGUCUCACCACCACAAUCCCCCACCUCGACAACAUCAUCCUCAACGCCGGCAUCGGCGGCUGGACAGGCAUCAAUUGGCUCUCCGCCAUCUACGGCGUGCUCACUGAUCUCGUUCACCAGGUUACAUGGUUCACGCAUAAGAUUGCCCCCGCGGGGAUGGUUACUUCGUCUCAAACGACCAUGGUCUCGGGAUCUGAGCCUAGAUUAGGCGCGAUUUUCUGCGCGAAUGUCUUUGGUCAUUAUAUGCUAUCGCAUAACCUUAUGCCAUUGCUUCAUCGGUCCAGACAGCCAGGGAGGGUGAUCUGGAUGUCCAGUCUCGAGGCGACGAUCCAGCAUUUUAAUGUUGAUGAUUUGCAAGGGUUGAGAACGACGGUGCCGUAUGAGUCGUCUAAAACUUUGACGGAUGUUUUGGCCCUCACGGCGGAUUUACCUUCUACGAGGCCGUGGGUUGAUGGGUAUUAUGCUGUUAGUUCGACGGGGAGUGUUGUUUCUGAGGAUCAAGGUGAGGUGAAAACCUACCUCGCGCACCCCGGUAUCUGCGGUACGGGGAUCCUGCCCCUUGCGCUGCCGCUCUUCUGGGCGAUGAUUGCGGCGUUUUGGAUGGCGAGGAUGCUGGGGUCGCCGUGGCAUACGCUGUCGACGUAUGGCGGGGCGAGUGCGCCGGUGUGGUUGGCGGUGUCGCGGCAGAAGGAGCUGGAUGAGGCGGAGGAGCAGUAUCGGGCUCAUGGUGGAGGGUGUGUGAAGUGGGGGUCGUCGUGUGAUCGGUGGGGAAGGGAUCGGGCGGUUUCGACGGAGGUGGAUGGUUGGGGACAUGGGGGGGUGGUUGGGCAGAUGGUGGUGGAGGAGGACCGGUUGCGGAGGAGGAAGCGCGGGAUGAAGGAUUUGACGGCGGAGGAGAAGGAGGCGUUUGAGGAGUUGGGGAGGAAGUGUUGGAGGCAGAUGGAGGAAUUGAGGGUGCAGUGGGAGGAGAUUUUGGAGAAGGAGGAGAGGGAGAAGGGG
Molecule: messenger RNA, 1313 nt
Organism: Aspergillus ibericus CBS 121593
Lineage: Eukaryota; Fungi; Ascomycota; Eurotiomycetes; Eurotiales; Aspergillaceae
Product: 3-keto-steroid reductase
Exons: 2
Biological process (GO): ergosterol biosynthetic process
Cellular component (GO): mitochondrial outer membrane; endoplasmic reticulum membrane; lipid droplet
Molecular function (GO): 3-beta-hydroxysteroid 3-dehydrogenase (NADP+) activity
Source: RefSeq, a predicted model, not a curated record